CUUUUGUUUGUGUUUUUAAUAGAACUGAACACAUUAAAUUUCCCCUCUUGGCAUCAUCAGUCUAUGGACUGAAAACAUAGUUCUGAGAUUAUACCUUUCCGAUUUUAUGUUCUGCAAAUCUCGAAGCUCCCUGGAAAUCUACAGGGUACAUCUUUUUUCACCCUCUGAGAUGUGAUCUCCAUAAUAAUAAAACCUAACUCAGCAAUUCAUUGAGUUCAUCACUAUUUAUUGAGUACCUACUGUGUUCGCUGGUAUACUAGAAGCACAGAAGCCUUCUUGAAGGGAAAAAGAAACUCAUGUAUCUAGAGACACCAGGCUGUAUGUGGCACUUUCAUUUAUUCGCCACAUAAAGCCUGGUAUUUCUAGAUCUAUGUGGCAUCAUUUCAUUUAAUUCUCACAACUCUUAAGAAGUAGAUAUUGUUCCAUUUCACAGGUGAGGAAAGAGAUUCUGAAAGUUCCAUAACCUGUCCAAGGUCGUUUGCAUUCGCAGAGGCCAGCACUGAAGUUCAGUCCUGUCUGACUAGACCAUCUGGGUCCUUCCCACUAGAAUACAGUGGGGAGGAGAAAAGGACACUGAUGGAUUAGUCAGUCGACAGCACAGGCAGCAGAUUAUAAAGCUGAACUGUUUGGUUAGAGCAGCUCAGGGCUGGAGAGGGAGGGCUGGCAGGAGGACUUCCUGAAGGAGACAGCCCAGAAGCUCCUUGUAAGGACCUGAGGCUUGGGUAUGGGUGGAGGAGGAAGUGUGAUGUUGGCCCUGGGAGGGGAAUGAAUAAGAGGAGACAGUGGCAGACAGCAUGCCCUGAGGUCAGCCGGGUGGAGGAUGGGAAGCCCGGCAGAGAUGUCUGGACCUGAUGAGGUGGCAGCAGGGAGGCACUCACUGAGUUUAUAACUCCAGGAGGGCCAGAAGCAAUGGCAACACCCGUCACCAAGGGAGAGGAUGACUCAAAGCCUUGGCUGGAAGGAGUGGUGGGUGUGGCUUGGAGCCUGCGGGGGCCAGGCAGGUGCUUUGGGAAGGGUCCAGCCAAGGAGAGUCCGGUCUUCGUCAACCCAGGGGAGGGGGAGCAGGGGAAGGAAUGAGAGACACUAGUAAGAUGGAAUCUGUAGGCUUUGGUGCAGGACGCUUAUGGGGAACAAGGCGCAGGGAGUUGGAUUCUAGAUUGCUUUUGAAGCCUUCCCCAGGUCACAUCACACCGCUGUUCCCAGCCGUUCCAGGUCUUCCUGUUGACUGUAGGAUCAAGUCCAUUCCCCCAAUUUGGCCUCAAUCUAUGUUUUUGGGUUCUUUGCCCACUAGUCUCCUAAAUAAGUCCUCUGCACCCCACAAACCAGUCUCCACCCAACCUCCAGUGCUGCCAGCCUCCUCCACCCCCACCUGGAGCAAUGACGUUCAUGGAUGGCUCCUCCAGCAGUCUCGAAAAAUGAACAUUUUAGGGUUCCACUUUUUGCUGUUGGUGUCCCCCUAAUGCGAACAUCCUGUCCUUGAGGGCUGAUUCUUUUUACAAUAGUGGUCCCAACGGGGGAAGUCAUUUCACUUUUCUGACUUAGUUUCCUUAUCUGCAAAAUGGAGCCAAUAGUCUCAUAGGGUACAGUGCCUGCACACACGCCCAUCCACGGCUGUUCCAGGCCUUUCCUCCACUGCGGGGGGUGCCAGGGGUCCAGAGGAGAGGAGGAGGGGGCCGCUGGACGCUGGGAAAAUGGGAGGACCCCAAGAUCCCUGUAGGGAUCCACGGUAGAGGGGGGGGGGGCUUCUCUGUCCUCUCUAUCCAUUCGGACCUCCGCAUUUCUAAGAACCAGCAUCGCACCAUGUCACUGAGAAAGAGCGCGCACACCAGCCGCCUUUAGAAAGUCACAAAUAGAUUCCUUCAGUGAAUUCAGGACAGACUCCCUGGGGGCAGGUCCCGGGGCGGGAGCCGGUGCGGGUAGUGCAGCGCGGCCCUUAACUGUUUACCAGGAGCGUUUCGCUGACCUCGUCUCCUGGACCCCCUUUCGUGACCCCUCUCAUCACCUCUACUGGAGAGACGAGGACUCCGAGGUUCUGGGGGGCGACGCGACCUGCCCGAAGUGACAAGGGUCCUGGGCCGCACUCCCCCGCCGGGGUCUGCGCUCCUCGGCGGAGCGGGUGGGAACGAUGAGUCCUCGGGGUGGAGAAGGAGGCGCGGGUCCCCGGGUACCGCUCACCCGGCCAUAGGAGCCCGGGAGCGCGCGUAGGGACGCGGAGUUGAGGCUCUCCAUCUGCGGCCGGGGAAAGGGAUACAGUCCCCCGGGCCCCUCCCGGCCGCUCGGAACACACCCCAGGCGCGCCCCCGCGGGGCGCGCGCUCCAGGCGGGGCUGACGGGCUCGGAGGCGCGCGCCCGCUGUCGGGUCCGCCGCGCGCGCUCCCUCGGCUCCCCUCCCCCGCCCCUCCCGGGCCCGCGCGCUCCCCGAGUCCGCCGCGCGCGCGCCUCGCGUCGCUCCCCAUCUCCGCCCCUCCCGCCGCCACCCCGCCCCCGGCCGGGUACCCUCGCCGGACCCGAGAGAGAGCGCCGCCGCCAUCUUAGUUGCUGCCGCUGCCUCCAGCAAGGCGCUGCUCCGAGGCGGGGAGGGCGCCGCAUCCCGAGCGCGCGGCCCAGCGUCACGGCGGCGGCGGCGGCGGCUCCUCCUUGGACCCCCGGAGCUCGCCGCGCCGCGGAGCAGCCAGCCCCAGGCCCCUGGAGCCCCGAGAGCUCUGAGAGCUCCGCUCGGCGUCCCGCGCGCCUCCCUGCCGCUCCCGCCCCGGGCUGGCGAUGCUGCGCCGCCCCGCGCCCGCGCUGGCCCCGGCCGCCCGGCUGCUGCUGGUCGGGCUGCUGUUCGGCGGCGGGGUCUGGGCCGCGCGAGUUAACAAGCACAAGCCCUGGCUGGAGCCCACCUACCACGGCAUAGUCACAGAGAAUGACAACACGGUGCUCCUCGACCCCCCGCUGAUCGCGCUGGACAAAGAUGCGCCUUUGCGAUUUGCAGGUGAGAUUUGUGGAUUUAAAAUUCACGGGCAGAAUGUCCCCUUUGAUGCAGUGGUAGUGGAUAAAUCUACUGGUGAGGGAGUCAUUCGCUCCAAAGAGAAACUGGACUGUGAGCUGCAGAAAGACUAUUCAUUCACCAUCCAGGCCUAUGAUUGUGGGAAGGGACCUGAUGGCACCAACGUGAAAAAGUCUCAUAAAGCAACUGUCCAUAUUCAGGUGAACGACGUGAACGAGUACGCGCCCGUGUUCAAGGAGAAGUCCUACAAAGCCACGGCCAUCGAGGGGAAGCAGUACGACAGCAUUUUGAGGGUGGAGGCCGUGGAUGCCGACUGCUCCCCUCAGUUCAGCCAGAUUUGCAGCUACGAAAUCAUCACUCCAGACGUGCCCUUUACGGUCGACAAAGAUGGUUAUAUAAAAAACACAGAGAAAUUAAACUAUGGGAAAGAACAUCAGUAUAAGCUGACCGUCACCGCCUAUGACUGUGGGAAGAAGAGAGCCGCAGAAGAUGUUUUGGUGAAGAUCAGCAUUAAGCCCACCUGCACCCCCGGGUGGCAAGGAUGGAACAACAGGAUUGAGUAUGAGCCGGGCACAGGAGCGUUGGCCGUCUUUCCAAAUAUCCACUUGGAGACAUGUGACGAGCCAGUUGCCUCAGUACAGGCCACAGUGGAGCUAGAAACCAGCCACAUAGGGAAAGGCUGCGACCGAGACACCUACUCGGAGACGUCCCUCCACCGGCUCUGUGGUGCGGCCGCGGGCACUGCCGAGCUGCUGCCAUCCCCGAGUGGCUCCCUCAACUGGACCGUGGGCCUCCCCACCGACAAUGGCCACGACAGCGACCAGGUGUUUGAGUUCAACGGCACCCAGGCAGUGAGGAUCCCGGAUGGCGUUGUGUCGGUCAGCCCCAAAGAGCCGUUCACCAUCUCGGUGUGGAUGAGACAUGGGCCAUUCGGCAGGAAGAAGGAGACAAUUCUUUGCAGUUCUGAUAAAACAGAUAUGAAUCGGCACCACUACUCCCUCUACGUCCACGGGUGCCGGCUGAUCUUCCUCCUCCGUCAGGAUCCUUCUGAGGAGAAGAAAUACAGACCUGCAGAGUUCCACUGGAAGUUGAAUCAGGUCUGUGAUGAGGAAUGGCACCACUACGUCCUCAAUGUGGAAUUCCCAAGUGUGACUCUCUAUGUGGAUGGCACGUCCCACGAGCCCUUCUCUGUGACUGAGGAUUUCCCGCUCCAUCCAUCCAAGAUAGAAACUCAGCUUGUGGUGGGGGCUUGCUGGCAAGAGUUUUCAGGAGUUGAAAAUGACAAUGAAACUGAGCCUGUGACUGUGGCCUCUGCAGGUGGCGACCUGCACAUGACCCAGUUUUUCCGAGGCAAUCUGGCUGGCUUAACUCUCCGUUCUGGGAAACUCGCGGAUAAGAAGGUGAUCGACUGUCUGUAUACCUGCAAGGAGGGGCUGGACCUGCAGGUCCCCGAAGAUAGUGGCAGAGGCGUGCAGAUCCAAGCACACCCCAGCCAGUUGGUAUUGACCUUGGAGGGAGAAGACCUCGGGGAAUUGGAUAAGGCCAUGCAGCACGUCUCGUACCUGAACUCCAGGCAGUUCCCCACGCCCGGAAUUCGCAGGCUCAGAAUCACCAGCACAAUCAAGUGUUUUAACGAGGCCACCUGCAUUUCGGUCCCCCCAGUAGAUGGCUCCGUGAUGGUUUUACAGCCCGAAGAGCCCAAGAUCAGCCUGAGCGGCGUCCACCAUUUUGCCCGAGCGGCUUCUGAAUUUGAAAGCUCAGAAGGGGUGUUCCUUUUCCCUGAGCUUCGCAUCAUCAGCACCAUCACAAGAGAAGUGGAGCCUGAAGGGGACGGGGCUGAGGACCCCACAGUUCAAGAAUCACUGGUGUCCGAGGAGAUCGUGCACGACCUGGAUACCUGUGAGGUCACGGUGGAGGGAGAGGAGCUGAACCACGAGCAGGAGAGCCUAGAGGUGGACAUGGCCCGCCUGCAGCAGAAGGGCAUCGAAGUGAGCAGCUCUGAGCUGGGCAUGACCUUCACAGGUGUGGACACCAUGGCCAGCUACGAGGAGGUUUUGCACCUGCUGCGCUAUCGGAACUGGCACGCCAGGUCCUUGCUUGACCGGAAGUUUAAGCUCAUCUGCUCAGAGCUGAAUGGCCGCUACAUCAGCAACGAAUUUAAGGUGGAGGUGAACGUAAUCCACACGGCCAACCCCAUGGAACACGCCAACCACAUGGCUGCCCAGCCGCAGUUCGUGCACCCGGAACACCGCUCCUUCGUCGACCUGUCAGGCCACAACCUGGCCAACCCCCACCCGUUUGCAGUUGUCCCCAGCACUGCGACCGUUGUGAUUGUGGUGUGCGUCAGCUUCCUGGUGUUCAUGAUUAUCCUGGGGGUAUUUCGGAUCCGGGCCGCACAUCAGCGGACCAUGCGGGAUCAGGACACCGGGAAGGAGAACGAGAUGGACUGGGACGACUCCGCCCUGACCAUCACCGUCAACCCCAUGGAGACCUAUGAGGACCAGCACAGCAGUGAGGAGGAGGAGGAAGAGGAGGAGGAAGAGGAGAGCGAGGACGGCGAGGAAGAAGAUGACAUCACCAGCGCAGAGUCGGAGAGCAGCGAGGAGGAGGAGGGGGAGCAGGGCGACCCACAGAACGCAACCCGGCAGCAGCAGCUGGAGUGGGAUGACUCCACCCUCAGCUACUGACCCGCGCCCCGGCCACCUCGGUUUCUGCUUUCGAAGACUCUGCUGCCAUCCGUUCUCCCAGUCCCAAGGGUCCACGAUGUACAAAGUCAUUUCGGCCAGUAGGUGUGCAGACCCCUUCCCGCCACGAUCGUCGCCGUGCUUGGUGUGUAGGACCCUAGGCUCCCCGCCCGCCCUCUGCCUGGUCGCGCUCUUCAGUCCCACGAGGAGCUGACACGUCAUCUCUGGCCACCAUCCGGCUCGCACAGGGGCCUCGCAGCGCCUCAGGCCCCGUGUUUGUGUCUGGAGUCUCCCCCCGGGGAGAGGACGCUGGCCCCUCGCACUCCAGAAAAGCCAUGCCAGCUGGACUCGUUGACAAAGGGUAAAACAUGCUCACUCCCACCCGGUAAUCAUUUUUUUCUUUUUUUAAAAAAAGUUUUUAUUUUUUCCAAACUAGUGCAUGUAUAAAUAAUGGCAGGAUGGGGGGUACUGUGUAGAUGAUUAACUGACUUUUUAAUAUUUUGUAAAUAAAUCGGAUUCCUUGUGUCCUUUGUGCUAGUGUAACCCGGGACUGGAAUGUAAAGUGAAGCUCUGAGCACGGGCUCUUCCCGCCGGGCCCUCCGUCCCCAGACCCCAGAAGGAGAGGCCCACCCCACCCAGCCCCACCCCAGCCCCGCCCCAGCCCCUGCUCAGGUCUGAGUGUGGCUGGGAGUCGGGGGCCACAGGCCUCUAGCUAUGCUGCUCAAGAGACCAGAUCAGGGACCGCUCUUUGGUAGCUACAAGUAGCCGGGCCUUGCCUUUGGGAUUCUACCUGUUCCUAAUUUGGUGUGGGGCGUGGGGUGCGGGGGUCCCCGGCUCCUUUUCCACACUUCUCCUCCGACAGCAGCUCCCUGGGCAGUGGCCUGGUCUCACCGUGUGCAGCCUUGUGGUUUAUGCUUAGAUGUACAUUUUCCUGCUGGUAAAAGGAGAAACUGACAGGUGUCCUGCAGACCGUCUGACCACUCCCUUCGGAGACGGCAGGAGGCCUAAGCGAUCCGUACUCAGAACGUCCAGCAGAGACCCAUGGCCCGAAGUCAAAGUGCUGGAAUUUUCCAAAACAGCCUGUUCUCUCCUCUCUCCUCCCCAGAGCCCCCCCUGCCAUCAGGGGGGUUGAAAUCCCUCUCCCCCAGGAGCCCUGCUGCUUUGCUUGGUGGUAGGGCAGAAGGAGAGCAAACGGUCAUGGUCUAAAACCCACAUAGCACUUUGCUCUUAGUUACAUGUAAAAUUUUAGAUUUCUAAAACGGGUGGGCAAUCAUUUUGAAUACUGUUCUGUGACCCUGACUGCUAGUUCUGAGGACACUGGUGGCUGUGCUAUGUGUGGCCAUCCUCCAUGUCCCGUCCUUGUAGCUGCUCUGUUUAGACAGCGGACAGACGCUCACGCCCAGGGGAUGUCCUCACGCUGUCGCCGCGCGGUCUCCCUUCGCAGAUGUGUAUACUGAUGAUAGGUCAGAAAGUGUAUCCGCUACAAUAAAGUUCUGGUUCUAACUAA
Molecule: messenger RNA, 7180 nt
Organism: Pongo pygmaeus (Bornean orangutan)
Lineage: Eukaryota; Metazoa; Chordata; Mammalia; Primates; Hominidae
Gene: CLSTN1
Product: calsyntenin 1
Exons: 18
Coding region: 2761-5676 (971 amino acids)
Biological process (GO): homophilic cell-cell adhesion; positive regulation of synapse assembly; positive regulation of synaptic transmission
Cellular component (GO): postsynaptic membrane; cell surface
Molecular function (GO): calcium ion binding
Source: RefSeq, a predicted model, not a curated record